AUGCUGGGGCAGCUUGCCCGGGCCGCCGUGCUGGGGGUGCCGGUCGCCGCCGUGCCCGGCAUCGCCGCCCCGCCCGCCGGCGGCGACUUGCACGUGAGCGUCACCUGCCCGGCGGUGCCGGCCGCGGAGGCCCGCGCCUGCCCCCAGGCGCCGGCGGCGCCGGUGUGCCCGCCGCCGCCCGAGAGCCCGCAGGGCACGUCCAAGGCGGAGGUCGCCGAGUCGCCAGGCCGGCAGGACCUGUCGCCGGAUGGUAACAUGUACCUCGGGGACUUCAGCGACGCCGUGGCCGUGCGAUGUCUGGGGCCGAACAACGAGGUGCCGGAGAGGGUACCUCGGAACCUGAUCUAUGACUUCGAUCAGCCCCCGUCGGCGGAGACGCUGCGCAAACGGAUGCAGGAGGGAGCCUACGCCGCCGGGCUAGAGGACCAGCGCCGCGGUUACGGCAUCGCCGUGUGGGGAGCUGGAGGCGCCGCUGGGGCCGCGAGCGCCGCUGGCGCCAAGCCGGCCGCGGCCCAGGCCGGCGGCGCUGGCCGUGUGGCGGCGGGAGCGCCCGCUUACGUGCCGGCCCAGCCGCCCGCGCCGGGGGCUCCCGGCGAGGGCGAGGACGGUGGGCCGGGCCCGGCGGCGCUCCAGGGCCACGCGUGCGUCAGCCGCGACGUCCGCCCGCCAGCGGGGCCGACGGUGCGGCCGGUGACGGUCGACACGGUGCGCUGGGUGGCGGCCGCGAGCGUGGUGUACCCUGGAGGCAGCGUGGAUCGAGGGGACGACGAGGCGAUCAGCGGGUCGGAGAUGGUGUCGGGCCGCAAGGGAGUGAUCGUGCUGAUGGGGGUAUCCGUGCUGAUGGGGGACGUCGGCGACGGCGAUGUGGAGGUGUACAGGUCGAGGGAGGCCCAUCAUGACGCGAGGCUGCUGAAGAUGCAGAGGGACUCUCGAGGUGACGGCCACCGCCCCUGGCGCGACGUUACGCGCGGUGUGAGCGAGGUGAAGCAGACGGACUGGCCCUCGUCGGGCCCGCAGACGGCGGAGUGGUGCACAAGGUUCCUUGACCGUCGGAGUGAGGGGCCCGUGGGCUGGAGUCGGCGCUGGCGAGCCGACAGCAGGCUGGCGAUGGACCAGUGGGCCGUAUCCGAGCACGAGACGCUGGCGAAGGCCAUCGAGCGCUUGGGGACCCCCGACCAGUAUGACGUGGUGAACGUGGCGGCGGCGGAGUACAUCGAGCGACGGAUGCGGCUCAUCGAGUGCUUCUACUACGAGGUCUGCUGGCAGGCGGACGGCAGCAAGCAUCAGGACAGGAAGGGCGGCAAGGGCGUGCGCCUGGAGGAGAUGGCUGACCUCUCCGGGAAGCCGCGCGAGGACGGAGAGGUGAUGGUGGCGCCGGAGCUGCUGUCCUACUUCGCCACCGAGCUGGAGCGGGACUCUGGCAUCAGGAAGCAGAUGAGGGAAGCCCGCGAGGGACGGCGACUCGCGGGCAAGCAUGACCAGUGA
Molecule: messenger RNA, 1485 nt
Organism: Prorocentrum cordatum
Lineage: Eukaryota; Dinophyceae; Prorocentrales; Prorocentraceae
Source: the annotation of a GenBank genome assembly